Molecule: messenger RNA, 2777 nt
Organism: Hippocampus zosterae (dwarf seahorse)
Lineage: Eukaryota; Metazoa; Chordata; Actinopteri; Syngnathiformes; Syngnathidae
Gene: nars1
Product: asparaginyl-tRNA synthetase 1
Exons: 15
Coding region: 147-1826 (559 amino acids)
Biological process (GO): asparaginyl-tRNA aminoacylation
Cellular component (GO): cytoplasm
Molecular function (GO): asparagine-tRNA ligase activity; nucleic acid binding; ATP binding
Source: RefSeq, a predicted model, not a curated record
GCAAGACUUCCUUUUCACCGCGGAAGCGGCAGAUCGGUGGGUGUACGACUGUACGUCGAGCCGCUACAACAGGACAAGAAUAGCCGCCACUUUGUUUGUUUUACCAAACUAUUUCGGCAGCGGAGCACAACAGCCCCUGGACUGACAUGUCGACGGAUAUAACCAAAGGUGUGGACCAAGUGUCUGUUGAGGAAGUGUACGUGUCGGACAAAUGUGGCAACGACCAAGAUGGCGAUGGGUCCCAGCAGAAACCCUUCAAGACGCCUCUCCAGGCUCUACUGUUCAUUGGCAAAGAACCAUUCCCAACAAUCUACGUAGACUCACAGAAAGAGGAUGAGCGUUGGGUAGUGAUCUCCAAGACGCAGAUGAAGAAUGCAAAGAAAGCUUUUAACCGUGAACAGGCCAAGAAUGAGUCCAAAGAAAAGAAAGAGGCGGAAGACAAUGAGAGGAGAGAGAAGAACCUGGAAGAAGCCAAGAAAAUCGUGAUGGAAAAGGACCCCAGUUUGCCUGAGCCGGAGACGGUAAAAAUCAUCAGCCUGGGACCAAAGCGAGGUCAGAGAGUCAAAGUGUUUGGAUGGGUUCAUCGCCUGAGAAGACAAGGGAAAAAUUUGAUGUUUGUCGUGCUGAGAGAUGGAACUGGUUUCCUGCAAUGUGUGCUGUCCGAUAAACUGUGCCAGUGCUAUAAUGGCUUAUUGUUGUCCACGGAGAGCAGCGUAGCUCUUUAUGGGACUGUGACACCAGUUCCUGAAGGAAAACAGGCACCAGGAGGCCACGAGCUCCACUGCGACUUCUGGGAGCUGAUUGGCUUGGCGCCGGCAGGCGGCGCCGACAACAUCCUGAACGAAGAGUCGGAUGUGGACGUCCAGCUUAACAACCGACACAUGAUGAUCCGAGGAGAGACUGUCUCCAAGGUCCUCAGGGUCCGAUCCAUGGUCACGCAGUGCUUCAGGGAGCACUUCUUCAGUCGUGGCUACUGUGAGGUUUUUCCGCCCACUUUGGUGCAGACUCAGGUGGAGGGCGGCUCCACGCUCUUUAGCUUCAACUACUUUGGUGAGCAGGCUUACCUGACGCAGUCCUCCCAGCUUUACCUGGAAACGUGCAUACCUGCGUUGGGCGACAACUUCUGCGUUGCUCAAUCAUAUCGAGCUGAGCAGUCCCGCACCCGCAGGCACCUCGCAGAGUACACUCACAUUGAAGCAGAGUGUCCCUUCAUCACUUUUGAAGACCUGCUGACCAGACUGGAGGAUUUGGUGUGUGAUGUUGUGGACCGGGUGCUCAAAUCCCCUGCUGCGCAACUGCUCUACGACAUCAACCCGGACUUCAAACCCCCUAAAAGGCCUUUCAAGAGGAUGAACUACUCCGAUGCCAUCAAGUGGCUUAAAGAACAUGACGUCAAGAAGGAUGACGGCACCUAUUAUGAGUUUGGAGAGGACAUCCCAGAGGCUCCCGAGAGGCUGAUGACAGAUGCCAUCAACGAACCAAUUCUGCUUUGUCGUUUCCCAGCCGAGAUCAAAUCCUUCUACAUGCAGCGCUGCGCUGACGACAGGCGGCUCACAGAGUCGGUUGAUGUUUUGAUGCCAAAUGUGGGUGAGAUUGUCGGAGGCUCCAUGCGUAUCUGGGACUCCGAGGAGCUGUUUGAGGGCUACAAAAGAGAGGGCAUGGACCCAACCCCGUACUACUGGUAUACUGAUCAGAGGAAGUAUGGCACGUGUCCUCACGGCGGUUACGGCCUUGGUCUCGAGCGUUUCCUGACCUGGGUGCUGAACAGGCACCACAUCAGAGACGUCUGCCUUUACCCAAGAUUCAUCCAGCGUUGCCGGCCCUAAACGCACGCAUGACACGCUCCGCUCUUGGCCUCACCUGUGGAUCCGUAAUAUUAACCUAAAUAUCAGAUCAAAUACACAAAAAAACGAGAAAUUUAUUCCAUGUUUUUUCUCCGUUGUCUGCUUCAUAUCUCGCAUUUCUCAAAUUGAGCCCCAAUCACACUACGUUGUUCUCCAUGUGCUGCUUGGCAUACGUGCGGUCACUUCAGCUUACAGAGGCUCACUAAAACUAACACAUUUGCUGUCAUUGGGAAAUGCUGAACGUGCUUGAUUGUUUCCUGCCUUCAAUGUAGUUUUUCUAGCACCAUUUAGGCUGUGAGUGAUGCUUAGCAAAGUAGAGUAGAUUUGGGGUUUUUUUUAGCUGUUGCUUCUCCCAUUUUCCUCUCCUAUCCAAAUGUCCUCGGAGCAAAAGAUGUCAUCAUGUGGUGUCUUCUAAUUAUUUACUGAACAACUAUUCAAAACAUUGUUGGAGGAGGUGUGGCCCUCCAUAAAGAGAGGACUAAGCAAGAAAAUACACUUUGCACACGGGUAUUUAUUAUGCCAAUGUGUAUUUACAAUGGGACACAAUUUUAAAUAACUAAUAGCAACAUUGGCAUUCUUGUGCUCUGGCGCGCUGACAAACAUUUGACUACUGAACAAAAGCCUGAGUUGCACCUGGUGCAUCAGGUGAUUACGGUUAUGUACAUGGCAUCAAAUGUUUGUUCCGUUGUGGGUUUUCUUUAAUUUUUUUUUUUUGUGAUUGGAAAAAAUUGGAACAUACAACGAUUCAAUAAAAAGAUGCAAAGAAACGACUGAGUAAUUAUCCUAGGAUUCGGUGUAUUAGUAGAAAUGGGAAUAAUGUAAGAUAAAACGUCAAACAUAACAUCCAUUUGCCCUUAUUCAUACCGCUCAGCUUAAUUACUCAAUUCUGAAUUGCAGAGACAAAUGGAAGAAAAUGAAUCAAUGUCAUCGUUA